This is a messenger RNA of Vitis riparia (riverbank grape), 1776 nucleotides long. RefSeq names its product cytochrome P450 CYP82D47-like. The transcript has 2 exons. NCBI's taxonomy places the organism in Eukaryota, Viridiplantae, Streptophyta, Magnoliopsida, Vitales, Vitaceae. Gene Ontology annotation, biological process: defense response to other organism. Bases 58 to 1614 code for a protein of 518 amino acids. Gene Ontology annotation, molecular function: iron ion binding; heme binding; oxidoreductase activity, acting on paired donors, with incorporation or reduction of molecular oxygen. The record is from RefSeq and is a predicted model, not a curated record.
UUGUAGCUACCAGUUUGAACCUAAAUAGUGAAUCAGCAGAGUCUCAGACGAUCCAACAUGGAUACCCCUUCUCAGUUAGUAGCAAUCUCAGGAAUUCUGGGGUUGGUUUUGUUGUAUGGUGUAUGGAGAGUUAGGACUCUUGCUGGGAAGAGCAAGGGCAGGUCAGCCCCAGAGCCAUCUGGUGCCUGGCCAUUUCUAGGUCACCUUCCUCUACUACGAGGCCAAACCCCAGUAUUCCGAACCCUUGGAGCCAUGGCUGAUAAGCACGGCCCCGUCUUCAUGAUCCGCCUUGGAGUGCACCGAACACUUGUGGUGAGCAGCUGUGAGGCUGUUAAAGAAUGCUUCACCACUAAUGACAAGGUCUUCGCCUCACGCCCAAGUUCCAGUGCAGGAAAGAUCUUAGGAUACAACCACGCUGGAUUUGUUUUCGCCCCUUAUGGAGCCCUUUGGCGUGAGAUGCGCAAGCUGUCCAUGAUGGAAAUCCUCUCAGCCCGUCGCCUCGAUGCAUUAAAGCAUGUGCGGAUUUCGGAAUUGGAUCUUUCCAUUAAAGAUUUGUACUCACUUGGAAAAGGCAGCGACUGUGUCCAUCCAGUAAAGGUAGUGAUGAGUGAAUGGUUUCAACACCUCAGCUUCAAUAUAGUCCUAAAGAUGAUCGCAGGGAAGAGGUAUUUCAAUACUUCUGGCCAUGGAAACGAGGAAGCAAGGCGGGCCAUAGCAACAAUUCAGAAAUUCCUCUCUCUAGCGGGGGCCUUUGUUUUGUCGGAUGCCAUUCCAGGUGUAGAAUGGAUGGAUUCACAAGGGUAUUUGGGGUCGAUGAAGCGGGUGGCGAAGGAAGUGGACUCUCUUGUGGGAGGUUGGGUGGAAGAACAUGAGAUGAGGCUCAACAGCGAGGGCAGCAAGAGGCAGGAUUUAAUUGAUGUGAUGCUAUCGGUGCUUGAAGACACUUCCAUAUUUGGCCAUUCAAGGGAAACAGUCAUCAAGGCAACAGUAAUGACUCUCAUGGUGGGAGGCACCGACACUGUGGCUUCAACCUCCACAUGGCUUCUGUCUGCAUUAUUAAACAAUAAACAUGCUUUGAAGCGUGCUCAAGAGGAGCUAGAUCUAAAAGUUGGUAGAGGCAGGUGGGUGGAAGAAUCGGAUAUUCCAAACCUGCAUUACCUUCAAGCCGUUAUCAAGGAAACCCUGAGGCUAUACACAGCAGCUCCUCUAUCUGCGCCACACGAAGCCAUGGAAGACUGUCAUGUUGCUGGCUACCACAUUCCAAAAGGCACCCGCUUGUUUGUGAAUGCGUGGAAGUUGCACCGUGACCCAAGUGUCUGGUCCGACCCUGAAGAUUUUCAGCCGGAGAGGUUUCUGACAACCCAUGCGGAUUUAGAUGUUUGGGGGCAGCAUUUUGAGCUCAUCCCAUUUGGUUCUGGUAGAAGAUCUUGCCCAGGGAUCACCAUGGCCUUAAAAUUGUUACACUUGGUGAUUGGUCGGCUGCUUCAAGGGUUUGACUUAUCGACACCAUUGAACGCUCCGGUGGACAUGAGAGAAGGCCUAAGUAUUAUCUUGGCUAAGGUGACUCCUCUGGAAGUCAUGCUCACCCCACGCCUUCCUUCUCAAUUCUAUUAGUGUUGGCUGCUAUCGAUGUGAUGUCUUUGUGAUGUGGGAUUCUCUGAACCUAUAAGCAGAGACGUACAAAACCUCUCCUUAAAAUAGAGGUGAAUAAAACGAGGGUCAUCUUUUAUCAUUUUCGUUUCCCUUUUAUUUAUGAACACGUUCCCAUCCGACGAA